AUGGUUCGACUGCAUGCUGUGUUCUCCCUUGCUUGUUUCAUACGAGACGAUGGGGACGUCCACUUGGAUCUGUUUGGCGACAGCAACCUCGACAGCGAUCUAAGAAAUCUCUUCUCUCCUUCCAGCAGCCCCAACCUGCCACCGUCCGAUCUCGCUGAGGAUGGAUUCGAGAUCCCUGAGAACCAGAACCCUCUCCCCCAGCCAGCCAUCGCCACCACGACCAAGACUGUACAUGGGAGCAUGGCAGCCAUGAAUUCAGCGUUGAGCGGGAAUGCUGGGGCAGGUCUGGUGGGCAAGGCGGCAGUAGGAGGCCCUGCUGGUGGCGCUGCACUCCAUAGUGCUGCUGCUCGAGCCGUCCCGACGACGGUGACGAACGCCAAGGGGCCGAAGAUGCCAGUGUACACGAAGACACAGGGGCACGCUCCGGCAUCACAGAUGCAGCAAGUGCCUCAGCAACAGAAUCCAAACAUGCUCUCGACCGACUCGAAGGCAGUGACAUCGUAUGACAUAAGAAAGAGGUUCUCGAUGCAGAUGAGCGAUGCAGCGGCGAGCUUGAGGGUGACACUGCCAACGUUUAAGAAGGCCUGUCACCAGCACGGGAUUACGAAAUGGCCUCAAAGACGUUUGAAUGCAAUAGAAACAAGACUGACCAAGAUCCGUGAAGACAUGAAAAAAGUUCCGUUAAGUGCUCAAACACGAUUAAAGGCAGAAGCGGCGACGCUGACAACAGAGAGACAGAACAUCUUCGACGGGAAACUGGACUCCCUCCCCCCCGACGGAUACUCUCUAAUUGACCUAUCUGAUGUAGCGGGGGAAACUCAAGUCCUUCCCCAGAAGGGAAACCAAGCAAGGUCUAUGGAGGGGGUGUCUGUCAAGUCAGAGGACAGCAGAAACUUGUCGUCUGAGCUUGCAGAGCAUGGCGCGGCUGAUAGACCUCCAGCAGCGACGAAACCCGGCACAGCACAGGCACGGGGUCCUGCUCCUCCUGCCAAGAAGCAGGGAGCGGCUGAAGGAUACCGGGGUGAACUUCGGGGGGGAGGGGGAAGAAAUCCGGAUGUGCACCCUCCAUGGCAAGAGUUUGAGGAGAGCGGGUGGGGGGCAGCGGGAGCGAGUGCAGGAGGGCACGGGCAGGGCGGGGCAGAUGAUGUGGGGAUUGUUGCGCCGGAGGAGAUUCUGGAGCAAGCUGAUCGACCUCGGAUACGAAGGCAAGGAGCCUCGCAAGAUGUACAGGCACAGAUAGAGAGGCUAGAGGAAGAAAACAGCUCUCUGCGAGCCAUUUCCAAGUAUCUUAUGCAGGAGAGGAAAGAGCUCGUCAAGAAGGCUGAGAUUGCGUCAAAACGAAACCAAAACCUGAUGAGUCUGAUGAAAGUGAUGAGAUGGAAACUGGGAUGUAACGAGCAGGAUGUUGAGCAUGACGAAAUGGGGCAUGGCCAGCCAGCAGGGUCGUCGAUGCAGGAUGCGAAUAUUUUUUUGGGGGAAGAGAUUGGUGUUGAUGUAGGAGCAGGAGCAGGAGCAGGAGCAGGAGCAGGAGCAGGUGAUCGAGGGUUGACAAAUUUAGAGUUCAAUGCGGAUGGGAUGCUAGCAGAAGAUGGAGGGAUAAGAGAUCAUGUCAAUGGGCCGGACCAUGACGCAAGACUGCAAGGGAGCGACAUCUGGUUUUCUGGGGGGGCUGGAGAUCAUCCGGACGAGUUAUUGUCUGAUCUGAUCUAG
Messenger RNA from Guillardia theta CCMP2712, 1710 nucleotides. RefSeq lists its product as hypothetical. The record is from RefSeq and is a predicted model, not a curated record. Bases 1 to 1710 code for a protein of 569 amino acids. The transcript is spliced from 19 exons. Gene Ontology annotation, molecular function: DNA-binding transcription factor activity. NCBI's taxonomy places the organism in Eukaryota, Cryptophyceae, Pyrenomonadales, Geminigeraceae.